Zootermopsis nevadensis is the source of this 1791-nucleotide messenger RNA. RefSeq names its product RNA-binding protein lark (gene lark). The record is from RefSeq and is a predicted model, not a curated record. NCBI's taxonomy places the organism in Eukaryota, Metazoa, Arthropoda, Insecta, Blattodea, Termopsidae. Gene Ontology annotation, molecular function: mRNA binding; zinc ion binding. Gene Ontology annotation, cellular component: nucleus.
ACACUGUCGAGAAAAGUGCGGCUUAUCACAAUAUCUGCUAUAUGGUAUCAUUCCGCCCUCUUAUGACGCACUGGGAGUUUGUGGUUUGCGGUCUGUUAAGCGCGGCGUAGAAACAUAAUUUUUAGCGAAAUUUCGCUUUAUUGUGAACAGGGUUUAGAUUUGGAAUUUGGUGUGUGUGUUAUUGCAUCAUGCCUGGCUUCAGUAGUGUGGGCACAUUUAAAAUCUUCAUUGGCAAUUUGGCUGACAAAACUACAACUGCUGACAUCAAACCAUUGUUUGAAAAGUAUGGGAAGGUUGUGGAAUGUGAUGUUGUUAAGAAUUAUGGGUUUGUGCAUAUGGAACAUGAAGAGGCUGGUAGAGAUGCCAUUCAGAAUUUGAAUGGUUAUUUGGUCCAUAACCAAGCAAUUAAAGUUGAGGCUGCCACAAGUCGCAAAGGACCCCAGACACCUACAACAAAGAUAUUUGUUGGAAAUCUUACUGAUAAUACAAAAGCUCCACAAGUACGGGCUCUGUUUGCCAAGUAUGGCACAGUCCUGGAAUGUGACAUAGUCAGAAAUUAUGGUUUUGUGCAUAUUGAGUCAAGUGAUGCAGUGAAUGAUGCAAUAAAGGAGUUGAAUGGUUUUGUUGUUGAUGGACAACCAAUGAAGGUCCAGGUUUCUACAAGCAGAGUACGUCAAAGACCAGGAAUGGGAGACCCAGAACAAUGCUACAGGUGUGGGCGAGGUGGACAUUGGUCAAAGGAAUGCCCGAAGACGGGGAUGGGUCCUGACAGGAAUGGGUUUAGGGACCGUAUGUUUGGACGUGAACCAUAUCCUCCUCCUCCACCACCUCCGUUCCUGCGUGACCGCAUGAUGGGACGAUUUGGUGUGAGGGAUAGUUUCUAUGAUGGCUACUAUGACCGCAAUCGAUUUGAUGAGUCUCGAGAAAUCUUUGAUCGUCGCUUCCCUCCACUUCCUCCCCGUGAUCUUGGACCAUCUCUACGAGGACGUGACUUUUUGCCACCACCGCCUCUUCCCCCAAGGCCGCGUGAUCCUCUGCCUCCACCACCACCCUUGGGACUUCGAGGACCAUCCAGUUCAUUGAGAGAUACACCAUCAUUUGACCGUGGCAGUUCUGACUAUGGCAUAUUCAGUCGCCGCUCACCAUCAGCUUCAGCGGCACCACCAAACCGAUUCAGUCGGCUGUAUGAGGAUUUCAGUCGUGACAGUUUUGAUGACAGGAGACCGGCCGUGCGUGGAACAGCGUCCCCUCGUCGCUAUGCACCGUAUUAGAUGCAUUCAUCCGUCGCAGUUUUAUGCCGAUCGGUAGCGUCGGCAUCGGUCGGGUGAAUUGUUCGCUCGUGCGGGAAGCCUCGGGCCGAAUGAACGGGAAGACGGGACAGGCAUCCGUGUAGCGGACUUCCUCUCUCUUGAAUUCCUUCACAAGUUCGUCUCCUUUCGUGUUAAUUAAGCAUGGUACAUGGUCAUAUUCCAGAUAUCAAUAUCUUUAUUGUAAGUUUCAGUUUAGCUGCAGCAAUUGUAGUGUGCUGUAUUUUUCAAAUACAUCUCGGUGACAUUAGAUUCCAUUGUGAAUGUUACUAUACUGAUAAUGAUUCGAAAGUGAUUGUUGGCUGCAAAGUGACAAGAUGAAGAUGUAAUUGUUUUCUUUUUUAUCUAACCAACAGGCCAUCAUUAUUUCGGCAUUAUCGAGUCACUGACUUUGGCUGUUUCUUAGGUUUCUCGUAGCAAAAUAAGUCUUAAAUUCUGUAACUUUUUCGUGUGUUAUCAAUAUACAUUAUAUGUGUACUGUGUA